Molecule: messenger RNA, 570 nt
Organism: Peniophora sp. CBMAI 1063
Lineage: Eukaryota; Fungi; Basidiomycota; Agaricomycetes; Russulales; Peniophoraceae
Source: the annotation of a GenBank genome assembly
AUGCCUCUGAACCUGGCAAAGCACCGGUUCUAUAGGCACUUCUGGUAUAGUCUCAAUGGGUCCUCCACCUCGUGCCGGCAGGAGCUGAUCCGUCCACUCUACAGCGAGCCUUCGGGUGCGAUUGCCUUCCGCGUAGACGCCGACCGCGAAAAAAUCAACGGCAUUCGCAUAUGCGAGAUUGGCUGCGUUAUAAUGGCCAAACCCCCGCGCGAGACAACCUCGAAGAGCAAGGUCUGGUUCGGCGUACUUACGUGGGUUGAGCCUAAAGAGGAUGUGCCCGUUCAAGGCGCUAGAAUGUGCAAAGUGUGCUGGAUCAUGACGAAAGCUGAUCUUAUGGCGGACAUCGAAGCCGGCGACUUUGUCAAUACGCAAGACAUGCGCUGGUUCCUCCGAUACAAGCCGGAGACGCGUGCUUGGCUCGCUAACGGAUCUUCCUACGUACCCCUCAGCAGUCUGAUCACUGUCCCCACAGUGGAAGAGAUCAAUGAUCGCAUUGAUCUGUCCAGAUCCGUGCGCGUGCAGUUCACCGGCUACGGGGGGGUAGAGUUGGUGAAAUAUGACGACUUGUAG